AGAAAAAAAAAACACAUAAGUCAUCUUUCAUCUCCUUCCUCUCUCUUCAUCUUUUUUAGUAAUCUCUCUACCUUAAUCUCUAGUUUUCUCAAAUGGUGCAUUUUGUCGUGGAAAAACCACAGAUAAUGUCAGCUAGUCAAAACGUUGUCGUAUCAGAGACCACAAGAUCAAGUAUCAUCCCCAACAACAACUCUUCUUCUCAGAAGCUCCCUCCUGGUUUAAUCUCAAUUUCCAAGAAAAAGCUUCUCAAGAACAUCGACAUCAUCAAUGGUGGUGGACAGAGAAUCAACGCUUGGGUCGAUUCAAUGCGAGCUUCUUCUCCUACUCAUCUCAAAUCACUUCCUUCUUCUAUCUCCUCACAGCAACACCUCAACUCAUGGAUCAUGCAACAUCCAUCAGCACUAGAAGUGUUCGAACAGAUAAUGGAAGCUUCGAGAGGGAAACAAAUCGUAAUGUUUCUUGAUUAUGACGGUACUCUCUCUCCCAUCGUUGAUGAUCCAGACAAAGCUUUCAUGUCAAGCAAGAUGAGAAGAACAGUAAAAAAAUUGGCUAAGUGUUUCCCCACUGCUAUAGUUACUGGUAGAUGCAUAGACAAGGUGUAUAAUUUUGUGAAGCUUGCUGAGCUGUAUUAUGCUGGAAGCCAUGGCAUGGACAUUAAAGGUCCAUCAAAAGGCUUCUCCAGACACAAGAGGGUUAAACAGUCUCUUCUGUACCAACCAGCUAAUGACUAUCUUCCCAUGAUCAAUGAAGUUUAUAGACAACUCUUGGAAAAAACCAAAUCAACUCCGGGAGCCAAAGUAGAAAACCACAAGUUUUGUGCUUCUGUGCACUUUCGUUGCGUCGAUGAGAAGAAAUGGAGCGAACUGGUUCUUCAGGUUCGGUCGGUAUUAAAAGAAUUCCCUACGCUGAAACUGACCCAAGGUCGGAAGGUUUUCGAAAUCCGUCCAAUGAUUGAAUGGGAUAAAGGAAAAGCUCUUGAGUUCUUGUUAGAGGCACUUGGAUUUGGGAACACUAACAAUGUUUUCCCGGUUUACAUCGGUGAUGAUCGGACUGACGAAGAUGCAUUUAAGAUGCUACGAGACAGAGGCGAAGGCUUUGGCAUUCUUGUCUCCAAGUUUCCCAAAGAUACUGAUGCUUCGUAUUCUUUGCAAGAUCCAUCCGAGGCAAGUCUAAAUAUAUAAUGAUUAAUAGUAUAUAUGUGUAACUAUAUACUAAUAUACAUAUCCAUGUAUUUAGCAGUUAAUGGUUUCUACUCGAGCUAACAUUCAAUCUCCUAAAUACGAAAUGAACAGGUUAAGGAUUU
Molecule: messenger RNA, 1303 nt
Organism: Arabidopsis arenosa
Lineage: Eukaryota; Viridiplantae; Streptophyta; Magnoliopsida; Brassicales; Brassicaceae
Source: the annotation of a GenBank genome assembly